AGAAGCAGAGCGUCAGUCAGUGCGCUGGAUGUGGAGAGAGGCUGCAGCACCGUCUCCCUCUCAGGUACCUCGCUCCUCCAUCCGACAGACACUCACCUGGAUCUAACAUAGCACAGACAGAGAGAGAGGAACCCUUCCAAACGACGUGUCCUCCACCCGAUGUGAAAAGAAGCGAGGGGAGCAGAUCCACACCAAGAAGAGAUGGGAGCGUUUCGGCUGCUGCUGAGGAGUUUGCAUUACAUGCUGGGACUCUCCAUCCAACUUAGUGUCGCCACGAGGCAGGCUGGACACGGGGAGGUGGAGAACCACAUCUCCGGGAACGCCAUGUUCACAGACGUGCCUCAUGACAUGACAGCCCAGAGAGGGCAGGAUGUGGAGAUGGCCUGCUCCUUCCGAGGGGCAGGGAUGCCCUCGUAUUCCCUGGAAAUCCAGUGGUGGUACAUCAGGAACCACCUGGAAUGGACAGACAGUAAACCCUGGACAACCAAUGAAGUGGCUCCAGAGGAGGAUAUGCCAAAGGAUGCUACAAAGAUAAGUGUUGUGAAGGUUGUAGGAAGCAACAUCUCCCACAAACUCCGCCUCUCCCGAGUCAAGCUGACCGACGAGGGCACCUACGAAUGCCGGGUCAUCGACUUCAGCGAUGACGCCGGGGCCCGCCACCACCGCGUCAGGGCCUACCUGCAGGUGGUGCCGCCUAGUGACAUCAUUGACAGCACGCACAACAACAACUUUGAGGCCGUGGACGAAACCAAGAGAGGAGUGGCAUUCGUAGACGGUGACAACUUGGAUUCUCACGGCAGUGGAGGGAGAGAGCACGCUCACGGCCACCACCACAAUCACGGGCCCCACCAGGAGCACAGCAAGCAGCCUUCGUCAUCGCCGGCUCACCAAGGCCGCAGCGGCAGCGGUCAGCAGCACAAGGCGGGCAGAGAGCUAAAGAAGAGGGACGUGGACAGUAACCACAGCCACAAUGACUGCACCAACGAGCCAAGCUGUGCGCUGUAGAUGUUUGCUCAUUACACCUGAGUGAUAGAUUACAUGAGGAUUGCAUAACAUGAUGUGCGUCACAGCAUUAAAAGCUAUUCUUCCCACACAGUACAGGCCUGUGCACGAAUCCACAAUCCUUAGACAUGAACAGUAUGGUUUAUUAGAGCACGGAGCUGUGGGCUGUGCAGGGAAGGUAGCUUUUUUUGCUGGGUCUGGGUCCGACUGCUCACUGUCUUUAAAGCCUGGCUUCAUGACAUUCAGCAUGGUGGGGGGGGGGUGACCUACCUGUUCCUGGUCCAAAAAAAAAGACUGCCCUCCUAUUAACCCACUCUUGUACUUUAUACACAAUCCUGCUUUCAUGCUCAAACUUCUUCCACUGUCUUAAGCUGUCAUGUGAUACUCCCUCAGAAAAAGCAUAGGCUAAAAUGUUACCUUUUGAAACUGGGUAUAUCCACAGUUAAAGAAAUUGUUCCUUUCCUUUGGAGAAUUUACUGAGUGAAAUUCGACCAUCAGUAAGUCUUUCCUUGAAAAGCAAAAGUUUCAUUACAUAUUUUUGUUCAGUAAAAUAAUGAUCAUGAAUAUGGUGCAAAGUUCUUCAAGGAUGAAUAAUACGUCCUUCCCCUUUCAGUUCAGUUGGAGUAAAUACAGUGGCAGUGUGUAGAGUAUGGGAUUUCUAUAACCAUGUUUGUGCAGAAUUCUAACAAGCCACAUUAAAGGCUGUAUUUCCCCCUACAGCACUUUUGAUUUUAUGAACAACAGUGCAACAGUGUGAUUUUAUUUUUGAUUCACCCCUCGUGCUGCAGGUUCGAUUGAUUCAUGGCUGUUCAGGCAGAGAAAUCAAUGGAUGUGUUCCAUCCACACAGAUGUUACCUUUUUGGAGAGCCAUGAAAAGAUCAAAUCCGUACGUCCAAAUUGAAAUUAAAAUUUUGAAUCUGGACUAGAAAGGAAUAGAAAAGACAGGAUCUUGGUGCAAGGUGGGUCUGACCCAGUGCUCAUCAAUCAUUAAAAAGCCUCAAUCCUCUCCACUACAAGCCUCUAAUCCACUCUGUAUAUAUGACUGUAUAAUAUGAAAUAAAGCGAGUGCAUGUUCAGCAAUUUUCUUAAAAAACUUUUUCAACCAACCAUACACAAGGACAGUGUGUUAGUUGAGGAUAUUUGGGUCAAUUAUUAGUCAGUUUCAUUUCAAAGA
This is a messenger RNA of Platichthys flesus (European flounder), 2176 nucleotides long. RefSeq names its product V-set and transmembrane domain-containing protein 2-like protein. The coding region runs from base 202 to 1005 and encodes 267 amino acids. The record is from RefSeq and is a predicted model, not a curated record. Lineage: Eukaryota; Metazoa; Chordata; Actinopteri; Pleuronectiformes; Pleuronectidae. The transcript has 4 exons.